GGACCAAAACCGGUUUUUGAACCAGGCUGUAAACAUGUUUAAUUCUGCUGUAAAGUCGGGCAUUUUAACAUGGGCCUCUAUGGGGACAGCCCCAAGCGGGCAUCUAGUGAACUGCAGUUUAUAGCACUUCCCCUUGGAAGAGGGCGAUGGAGGGACUCGUCGUGUUGACGGAACAUUGAACUGUUGGCACGUUAAUGGAGGAUAAUGAAUCAUCCUGACCAUGGGACAGCGUCGUCUGCUCUCCGAACUCAGUGUGAAUCGACUGUGAACGCCAUGUUCCCGCUGUCACUGCUGGAGGACGUGAUCGGCUCCCUGUUCUCGCGUGUCAACAUUGGAGCCGCGGUGGUCUCCCUGCUGGUGUUCCACUUAGUUCGUGUGUACCAGAAACAACGCCACCUCGCCAACGUUCCUCCGGGUCCGAAACCUUGGCCGGUUGUUGGCAACUUCGGCGCCUUUCUCGUGCCGUCGUUCCUCAAGAAGCGGUUCAGACCGCAGCCCGGCGCCGAGGGCAGCGGCGCGCCGAAGCACGCCGCGGGGAUCUUGACGGAGCUGGCCAACGUUUACGGUGACGUGUUCAGCCUCUUCGUGGGCAGCCAGCUGAUCGUCGUGUUCAACGGCUACGAAGUGGUGAGGGACGCGUUCUCGAACCACGCCGAGGAGUUCUCCGACAGACCCGACGUGCCCGCCGUCACCAUCAUGACCAAGCGCAAAGGAAUAGUCUUUGCACCAUACGGGCCCAUAUGGAAAAAGCAACGCAAGUUCUGCCACACCAUGCUCCGCACGUUCGGCUUGGGGAAGUUGAGCUUCGAGCCGCGCAUCCUGCAAGAGCUGGCUACUGUCAAAACAGAGCUGCUGCGACUGAAUGACGAGUCCGGUGGCGCCGGCGUGGACCUGGCCCCGCUGAUCGGCAACGCCGUGUCGAAUGUCAUCUGCUCAAUGACGCUGGGUCAACGCUUCCAUCACGAGGACCACGAGUUCCACAUGCUGCUGGGCCUGAUGGAGCGCGGCUUGGAGAUCUGUGUGAACAGCCCGGCGGUCCUCAUCAACAUCUUUCCUCUUCUCUACUAUUUGCCUUUUGGGGUCUUCAAGGAGUUGAGGCAGGUGGAAAGAGACAUCACAGUGUUCCUGAAGAGGAUCAUCGCAAAACACAGGGAAACAUUAGAUCCCGAAAACCCAAGGGAUCUUGUAGACAUGUACUUGAAGGAGAUAUUGGCCCAGCAAGCUUCUGGACAGGCGGACAGCAGCUUCACGGACGAUUACCUCUUUUAUAUCGUAGGAGAUCUCUUCAUCGCUGGAACCGACACCACCACCAAUUCAGUUUUGUGGAUUCUGCUCUACAUGGUUUUAUAUCCAGAUAUCCAAGACAAGGUCCAGGCAGAGAUCGAUGACGUGGUGGGGAAACACCGGGUCCCGUCUCUGACUGAUAAGGGGAGUUUGCCCUUUACUGAAGCCACUAUCAUGGAGGUGCAGAGAUUAAUUGUAGUGGUUCCUCUGGGUAUUCCACACAUGGCCUCCAAAACAACAGAGUUCAGAGGUUACACUAUUCCCAAAGGAACAGUUAUCUUGGCCAAUCUGUGGUCUGUCCACAGAGAUCCCACUCUGUGGGACGACCCAGACAGUUUCAACCCGGCACGCUUCUUGGAUGACGACGGAACAUUGCGCCGGAAAGAAUGCUUCAUACCAUUUGGGAUCGGCCGCAGGGUGUGCAUGGGUGAACAGCUGGCGAAGAUGGAGCUGUUCCUGACGGUUACCUGCUUACUGCAGGCGUUCAAAUUCAGACUCCCCGAGGGAACGCCUCCUCCUCCCCUGCACGGACGCUUCGGCCUGACGCUGGCACCCUGCCCGUUCACUGUGUGUGUGAGCACUCGCACUUGAAAGACUUGGUUUGAAGAGGUUUUCAGUAAACGACAGGGCCCUGAUGCCAAGGACGAUGAAAUAAGGGGAAUGGGAAAAAGAGAUAAAGUGAAAGUCUCCUGGAGACAAUUUAAUGUUUGGACAGUAUUCAGAUCUAUAUAUUUUUUGACUAGAGUGCGGCUGCUGUGCAUAUGUCAUUAUUAUUUCAUUUUUAUGUUAAUUUAUCAGUUAGUUUUACUUCACGUCAAGCAUUCCAUAAUAUUCCACAAAAGUAUCAUAAAUGAUCACAAUCCAAUGUGAUGUUUUAUCCUACUGUAGGUAUUUAGAAUCUGGAAUCAGUGACAUGAUAAUCAAGUCAGAAUUAAUGUCUAUUGUCAUAACUCUGUUUAAGAAGGAUUUGUCAAUCAGCUAAUUGAUUAUUAGGGACAGUACUAUAUGCCAGAUGCGUUUUGAUUAUGAGUUAUCUUACUGAAUAUCAUUGCAGUGUUUUAUUGUUGCACACCACAGAUUUAUAGAAAUCACUGAACAUGCUUGCCUACGUAACGUCCUAUGUUAGGGCAUUAGAGAAAGAUUUUAGUUUGUUGUAUUUCCAUAUAGACUUGAUGUAUGUAUGGAUAAUUCGCAACCUCUUUAGAUUAUUUUAAUAACAAUGAUGACCUCAAUUUGUCUUGGAA
Molecule: messenger RNA, 2528 nt
Organism: Scophthalmus maximus (turbot)
Lineage: Eukaryota; Metazoa; Chordata; Actinopteri; Pleuronectiformes; Scophthalmidae
Gene: cyp2u1
Product: cytochrome P450 2U1
Exons: 5
Coding region: 205-1875 (556 amino acids)
Biological process (GO): xenobiotic metabolic process
Cellular component (GO): intracellular membrane-bounded organelle; cytoplasm
Molecular function (GO): oxidoreductase activity, acting on paired donors, with incorporation or reduction of molecular oxygen, reduced flavin or flavoprotein as one donor, and incorporation of one atom of oxygen; heme binding; iron ion binding
Source: RefSeq, a predicted model, not a curated record